Molecule: messenger RNA, 1783 nt
Organism: Boleophthalmus pectinirostris (great blue-spotted mudskipper)
Lineage: Eukaryota; Metazoa; Chordata; Actinopteri; Gobiiformes; Gobiidae
Product: hippocampus abundant transcript 1 protein-like
Exons: 12
Coding region: 145-1656 (503 amino acids)
Biological process (GO): transmembrane transport
Cellular component (GO): membrane
Molecular function (GO): transmembrane transporter activity
Source: RefSeq, a predicted model, not a curated record
CCCUCCGCGGCGGGACCGUCCGUGUGUGCCCGGGCACCGCGUCUCCUCCGGGGGGCCGCAGACGGAGCGACGCUGGAGGCUCCGGGGGACGCUCCGCCGGGACAUGGCACCGACGGGCGCUUCGUGAGCCGCGGCAGCUGCGACAUGUCCGCGGCGGACGCGGCUCGGAGCGGCCGCGUGGUGCUCGUGAAGAAGGUCACGCUCCGGGACGGACCCACGUUCCAGCAGGGGGUGGGCCGUCCCAGUGUGUACCACGCCAUCGUCGUCAUCUUCCUCGAGUUCUUCGCCUGGGGACUCCUGACCACGCCCAUGUUAACUGUUCUCCACGAGACCUUCCCCCAGCACACGUUCCUCAUGAACGGACUGAUCCAAGGAGUGAAGGGUCUUCUGUCGUUCAUGUCGGCUCCUCUGAUUGGUGCUCUCUCCGACGUCUGGGGUCGCCGCACGUUCCUAUUGGUCACCGUGUUCUUCACCUGCGCGCCCAUCCCCCUCAUGAGGCUCAGCCCCUGGUGGUAUUUCGCGAUGAUUUCCGUUUCCGGCGUUUUCUCCGUCACUUUCUCCGUGAUCUUCGCUUAUGUCGCCGACGUGACGGACGAACGAGAGAGAAGCACCGCCUACGGACUGGUGUCGGCGACAUUCGCGGCGAGCCUGGUGACGAGCCCGGCGAUCGGCGCGUACCUGUCGGCGUGGUACGGCGACACGCUCGUGGUUCUCCUCGCCACGCUCAUCGCCCUCGCCGACAUCCUCUGGAUCCUCCUCGCCGUCCCCGAGUCUCUGCCCGACCGCACCCUGCACGCCUGGGGACCCGCCAUCACCUGGCAGCACGCCGACCCCUUCCAGUCCCUGCGCAGGGUGGGGCAGGACUCCACGGUGCUGCUCAUCUGUAUCACAGUUUUCCUGUCGUACCUGCCAGAGGCCGGACAGUACUCCAGCUUCUUCCUCUACCUGCGACAGGUCAUAAACUUCUCGUCCACGACCAUCGCCGUCUUCAUCGGAGUCGUGGGGAUUCUGUCCAUCGUCGCUCAGACUCUGCUGUUGACUCUUCUCAUGAGAACUUUGGGAAACAAAAACACGGUUCUUCUGGGUUUGGGAUUCCAGAUCCUUCAGCUCGCCUGGUACGGCCUCGGCUCCGAACCCUGGAUGAUGUGGGCGUCUGGGGCGGUGGCGGCGAUGUCGUCCAUCACGUUUCCCGCCGUUUCUGCUCUCGUCUCUCAGUCUGCAGACGCCGACCAGCAAGGUGUGGUGCAGGGGAUGAUCACUGGGAUCCGUGGUCUCUGUAACGGUCUCGGUCCGGCUCUUUACGGAUUCGUUUUCUUCAUGUUCAACGUGGAGCUGAACUCCAUGGACCCGAUCCAAGACCAGUACGAGCCCCUGCCCCCCCCCACCGAGCGGUCCCUGGUCCCUGGUCCUCCGUUCCUGUUGGGGGCGGGCUCGGUCCUCGUCGCGUUCCUCGUUGCUCUUUUCAUUCCGGAAAAGUCCAAGACGGCGCCGGAGCUGUCGCUCACCCAGAAGCCCCGCCCCGACAGCAAGCACUCCCUCUCCUCAUUGGCCGGCGUCCACAUAAACACGCCCCUGCCGGGAAGCGAGGAGGAGGCGCCCAACUCUGCAGCCAAUCAGGAGGACUCUGAGCCGCUGCUGCAGGACAGCGUCGUCUGAUUGGUCCGUUUGGACGCUCUCGGGAGCUGUGAUUGGACGAGCAGGCGGGAUGGGCGGGUCCAAAGGUUUUAAGACAUUUGAUUGGACCUAAACGUGUUGGAGCCAAAUGGGCGGGACCACGUGUCAC